AUGCUAAAAAGGGAGAUGAAGCCAGAAAGUGACAGGCCACGGAAAGUCCGGUUUCGGAUCGCGUCAUCUCACAGUGGGCGAGUUCUGAGGGAGGUGUAUGAAGACGGGCAACCCUCAGGCUCUCUGGACUCGGAAUGUGCCAGUAUCUGUGGGAUAGAUGGACUAAGUGAUUCAGACCGACAGCAAAACGGCCACACAGGAUCAGAAGGCGACGAGCACGAGAACGACCAGGAUAACUUGCUGGUGUUAGCAAGGGCGGCCAGUGAGAAGUGUUUUGGUACAAGAAGAGUGAACAUCGUAAGCAAAAAUGGCACAGUCAGAGGCGUCAAAUACAAAGUGAGUGCUGGCCAAGCCCUAUUUAACAAUUUGACCAAAGUAUUAGAGCAACCACCAACUGAACUGGAAUUUGACCGUGUCGUGAUUUACACCACUUGCCUUCGCGUGGUUCGGACAACCUUUGAAAGAUGUGAACUGGUUAGAAAGAUCUUCCAAAAUCAUCGAGUAAAAUUUGAAGAGAAAAACAUAGCUCUGAAUGGUGAAUACGGAAAAGAGUUGGAUGAACGAUGCCGAAGAGUUUCUGAAGCUCCUUCCCUCCCUGUCGUGUUCAUCGACGGCCAUUACCUCGGAGGCGCUGAGAAAAUUUUGUCAAUGAAUGAAUCAGGAGAACUGCAAGACCUCUUAACCAAAAUUGAGAGAGUGCAGCAUCCACACGCGUGUCUUUCCUGUGGAGGCUUUGGCUUUCUUCCGUGCUCCGUGUGCCAUGGGAGCAAGAUGUCAGUGUUUCGAAACUGCUUUACAGACUCUUUCAAGGCCCUGAAGUGUACGGCUUGCAAUGAGAACGGUCUUCAGCGUUGUAAGAACUGUGCUGGUUAG
Cynocephalus volans (Philippine flying lemur) is the source of this 873-nucleotide messenger RNA. It is a transcript of the gene GRXCR1, whose product is annotated as glutaredoxin and cysteine rich domain containing 1. The coding region runs from base 1 to 873 and encodes 290 amino acids. Gene Ontology annotation, cellular component: kinocilium; stereocilium. The record is from RefSeq and is a predicted model, not a curated record. Gene Ontology annotation, biological process: sensory perception of sound; inner ear receptor cell stereocilium organization. NCBI's taxonomy places the organism in Eukaryota, Metazoa, Chordata, Mammalia, Dermoptera, Cynocephalidae. The transcript is spliced from 4 exons.